AUGAAUAAUGCGAUUAAGAACAAACAAAUAAAAGAAGUGAAAAAGAUCGAAAGGAGUAUUUCGUCACAUUUGAAUCGCUUCGUAGGGCAUAAACGACGAUAUAACGAAGAAAGAAUCAAUGUAUCACCCUCUUCACAAUCUCCUACACUAACGGACGAAUACAUUCCAACAAUAUCAGAAUUAGUCAAAGACCUGAAUAUAGAGAAACUUAUUGAAUAUUUGAAGCAGCGAGAAUUCGAAAUAUUACGUAAAAAAGAUAUUACCGAUUUUAUCGAGAGUCUUAAACCGCGCGGAUUAAGAGCAUUUUCUUCAUAUAAUUCUUUUAAAGGAUUCAAGGAUGUUUUAAAACAAUUUAAAAUUAACGGCAGUACUAUUAACGACAUUAAACAAUUGACAUUAGAACGUUGUGUAGAUGAUUUGUCGACUUUAUUUGCAGAUGAUAAUGAAGCAAAACGCAGAGAAUUCAUCAUAAUACAUAUAGUAAAAAGAAUUACGAAUGAAAAGGUAACCACACCCUCAGAGUUUGGUUAG
This is a messenger RNA of Funneliformis geosporum, 531 nucleotides long. The record is from the annotation of a GenBank genome assembly. Lineage: Eukaryota; Fungi; Glomeromycota; Glomeromycetes; Glomerales; Glomeraceae.